This is a messenger RNA of Bufo gargarizans (Asiatic toad), 1774 nucleotides long. RefSeq names its product phosphatidylinositol transfer protein beta isoform-like. The transcript is spliced from 12 exons. Gene Ontology annotation, cellular component: cytoplasm. The coding region runs from base 110 to 925 and encodes 271 amino acids. Gene Ontology annotation, molecular function: phosphatidylinositol binding; phosphatidylinositol transfer activity; phosphatidylcholine intramembrane carrier activity. The record is from RefSeq and is a predicted model, not a curated record. Gene Ontology annotation, biological process: phospholipid transport. NCBI's taxonomy places the organism in Eukaryota, Metazoa, Chordata, Amphibia, Anura, Bufonidae.
CGCCGGCUCCCUCAGAGCAGAAGCAUGUGUCCCUCCCUCCAGCCUGGGCGGCCUGGCUUCCGGUUUCCGGCCUGUGUUGCAGGGGCUGGUGAAGCGGAGGGACGAGAGGAUGGUCCUGAUUAAGGAAUUCCGCGUCUGCCUGCCCAUCUCGGUGGAGGAGUACCAGGUCGGGCAGCUCUUCUCGGUGGCGGAGGCCAGUAAGGACAACACGGGCGGCGGAGAAGGCAUCGAGGUCCUGAAGAACGAGCCGUACGAGCGGGACGGAGAGAAGGGGCAGUACACCCACAAGAUCUACCACCUCCAGAGUAAGGUCCCCAGUUUCGUGAAGCUGUUGGCCCCCGAGGGAUCGCUGGUGUUUCACGAGAAAGCCUGGAACGCGUAUCCGUACUGCCGCACCAUUGUCACUAACGAAUACAUGAAAGACGACUUCUUCAUCAAGAUCGAGACCUGGCAUAAACCGGACUUCGGAAAUCUGGAAAAUGUCCAUGGACUGGAUGCAGAGACCUGGAAGGAGGUGGAGGUCGUGCCCAUCGACAUUGCAGACCGCUCCGAGAUUUCCGAAGACGACUACAAACCUGAAGAAGAUCCUGCAGCCUUCAGGUCGGAGAAGACGGGGAGAGGCCCCUUAAAUAAGGACUGGAUGAAAGAAGUGCAGAACAACCCCUCGUGCCCUCACAUGUGUGCCUACAAGCUGGUGACGGUCAAGUUCCGGUGGUGGGGUCUUCAGGGCAGAAUGGAGAAAUUUAUCCACAAGCAAGAAAAACGCCUCUUCACAAACUUUCACCGUCAGCUCUUCUGCUCACUAGACCGGUGGGUGGACCUGAGCAUGGACGACAUCCGCCGCAUGGAAGACGAGACACAGAGAGAACUUGACGAGAUGAGGCAGAAAGGAACAGUCAGAGGGAUGACUGCCAAAGAUGAAUAAAGCCUGGGGUCUUCAUGGACUAAACAGAUCCCUCGUGUGCGGAGUCUGGAUCAUCUUCCUCUCAUUGGCUGAUCUGCGCUGGGGAGGGGCGCGCGGCUGAGAGUGGCGAUGAAUGGCGAGGAGGAGCUGCUGACCCCUCCCCGGCGGAUUCCUCCCCGCCCGCUCCUUUGACGUCUCAACUCUUUGGCCUUUUCUCAUUUUUAAUAUUUUUCUUAUUUUUAUUUUUUUCCUGCCUGCCCCCUGCUGGCUGUCCGUGGCAUUACCAGGCUGUGUUAACCUCUUCGCUGCCGCUGGUCUACACUGCCCUCCAGCUUUAUAUUAGUAGCGUGGUAUGACAGCACGGUUAACCCCUUGCUGGAAACGGACAUUGAGGGCAGAGAAUUCCCAGCCUCCAGCGCCACUUACGUGCAUUGAACGGUUUUCAGAGAUCAUCGUAAGAACAGGACAGAGAUUUAUUAUAUGGCGCCCGGUGCAGCUACAUCCACUAUUGGCCAGCAGUGGAGUGGUUAAUGCGCUCUAGUCCAGCAGGGCAGGGGUUAACGGGAUGCCCUUUUAUCCUCAAGUGUCAUUUUGUAUAAUUUUUUCUUUUUUUUUCUUACGGACUGUUCCAUGUUAGGGAAUGGGGGUGUGCGUGCGUGGAUCAGUCUAUUCCAGUGCUGUCCAAUGGUAGAGAGGCCGGUGGGUGGAGCUUCAGGUGCCACUUACUGUUCGUAGGGUCCAGAAGUGACGAGACGCGGGACCAGAAGGGAUGCUCACAGGGGCAGUGGGCGGGGCUUUAGUAACUUUUUUUUUUUUUUUUAAAGGUAUCAUGUCACCGCAUUUAUGGAAAUAAAAAAAAUAAAAAUUCCA